Molecule: messenger RNA, 1219 nt
Organism: Dacryopinax primogenitus
Lineage: Eukaryota; Fungi; Basidiomycota; Dacrymycetes; Dacrymycetales; Dacrymycetaceae
Exons: 8
Coding region: 476-1219 (247 amino acids)
Cellular component (GO): membrane
Source: RefSeq, a predicted model, not a curated record
GGAAUGAUGGGGCUCUUUGAUACACUUGAUCUUGCAUGGUAUUCUUAGGCGACACAUCUUAAGUACUUGCUGCACAGAUAAGGCGGGUUCGCUUGCGCAUUUCGACAAUUCCUAGUUUGCGUACAUUCUCAACACGAUAAUCUCCCGUUGUGAUAUCAUGUCUUCCAAUUACACGCUUCCGGAAGGUUACACGCCGGGAUCAUGGUGGUACUAUGCACCCAAAAAAGGCGCCCCAAUAGUGUUUUCAAUACUCUUUACGGGCACGGGUGUGUGGCACAUCGUUCAAUGCCAGUAGGCAUUUUCAUUGCCUUUGCGAGAUUCCGGGCUUAUUGCUCGCCUUGAUAGCCGGUUUCACAGCUGGAAGGCUACUGGAUUCCUGGGAUCAGCUGCCAUCAUCUUUGUGGCCGGGUUUGUCCUCAGAGCAAUUGGUGCCUGGUACUAUAAUAAUCUCAAGAUUUAUAUUGCGAGUACUGUCAUGCUCCUGGCCGCUCCUCCAAUCUAUGAAGCAGCCAACUUCUUCACGUUGGGUCGCAUACUAUAUUAUGUGCCUUACCAUGCACCCAUGCACCCUGGCCGAGUCGUUACUACCUUUGCCGGAUUGCAGGCCAUAGUGGAGGCGUUCAAUGGCAACGGCGGGUCGCGCGUAGCGAACUCCGCCCUGGAUUCCCAACAACAAGACAUUGGCAAGGCAUUGCUAAAGACGGCGCUGAUACUUCAACUUGUGUGCAUGGGGUGCUUUGUGGCGUUGGCCAGCACAUUUGAAUACCGGUGUCACAAGGCCGGUCUCCUUCCCAAGAACCUCCGAGACGUCCUCCGCGUUCUCUACGUUUCAUGCGCACUUAUCACGGCGCGCACCAUAUAUCGGACGGUCGAAUGGUUUCAAGAUUCCGAGAUAAACUAUCUUGACCCGAAUACUUUCCCGCCUAUCUUCAAGCACGAAUGGUUCUUCUGGGUCUUCGAGGCGACUCUCAUGGUCAUCAACUCGUGGAUGCUCAAUAUCCUCCAUCCGAGCCGCUUUUUGCCCUCCAAUCUGAAAAUAUAUCUAGCACAGGACGGUGUGACGGAGAUCGAAGGCCGAGGAUUCGAAGACAAACGGAAUAUUCUAGUCACUAUCUUCGAUCCCUUCGACGUCUGGGGCCUUAUUACGCGGCGUGAGAGAACAACAGAUAUUUGGGCACAACAGGCUGCAGAGGAUACAGCUGCUCAAGGGGCGGAAUAA